CUUUGCCGGAAGCGGCGUACGGAUGACGCAAACGAGCCGCGCCGCCGGUGAUUCCGGAAGUAACAAGAGCGCGGCUUGAACAUGGGGAAGCAAAAGAAAACACGGAAGUAUGCGACCAUGAAGCGAAUGCUUAGUCUCAGAGAUCAGAGGCUUAAAGAAAAGGAUAGAUUAAAACCAAAAAAGAAAGAAAAGAAAGAUCCCAGUGCACUCAAGGAAAGAGAAGUCCCCCAACACCCUUCCUGCUUAUUCUUCCAAUAUAACACGCAGCUGGGCCCACCUUACCACAUCCUGGUCGAUACCAACUUUAUCAACUUUUCCAUUAAAGCCAAACUGGACUUAGUGCAGUCAAUGAUGGACUGUCUGUAUGCCAAGUGUAUCCCUUGUAUAACUGACUGCGUAAUGGCUGAAAUUGAGAAAUUGGGGCAGAAGUAUAGAGUGGCUUUAAGGAUUGCCAAGGAUCCAAGAUUUGAACGAUUACCAUGUACACACAAAGGAACCUAUGCAGAUGACUGCUUAGUACAAAGAGUAACUCAGCACAAGUGUUACAUUGUGGCCACAGUUGACCGAGACCUUAAACGAAGAAUCCGGAAGAUCCCUGGAGUUCCCAUCAUGUACAUUUCUAACCAUAGGUACAACAUUGAGCGGAUGCCAGAUGAUUAUGGAGCCCCUCGGUUCUAAUGAAAAGAGAAAAUUUCUCCAUCUUCCUUUGACCCAUUUUCUCUUUUGCCAGUUCACUAAACAUGCUAUAGCAUGAAUUACUAUUGCACUCACCCACUUGCUGUAUAGUGAGCUGAGUAUAGUUAAAUAUACUCACUUUUCAGUGUUGUCUUUAAAAUUAAAUUUUGUGUCAUUUUAAAA
Messenger RNA from Dama dama (fallow deer), 858 nucleotides. It is a transcript of the gene FCF1, whose product is annotated as FCF1 rRNA-processing protein. Gene Ontology annotation, cellular component: small-subunit processome; nucleolus. NCBI's taxonomy places the organism in Eukaryota, Metazoa, Chordata, Mammalia, Artiodactyla, Cervidae. The transcript has 8 exons. The coding region runs from base 82 to 678 and encodes 198 amino acids. The record is from RefSeq and is a predicted model, not a curated record.